AUGGUAACUGAUUUAACAGUAUUAAAGGAAUAUGGUCAAUUCCGUUUGUGGGAUUUUUUGCAAUAUUCACCGCUUGGCAGUCUUAAGAAUCUACAUAUAGACGAUAUGAAAUUUUUUUUAAAAAAAUUAAAUGAAAUAAAAAAUAUAGAAAACGAACAAAAACAAAAAAAAGAAGAAUGUAUGAUGAUACAUGCCCCGAAAAUUGUUGAUAUAGACAAUAUCUAUGAAUGCAAAAAUGUAGAAAAUGGAUGCAUAUUUAUUAAUAUGUAUAAAAAAGAAAAUAUCAUUAGUGAGUUGAAACAUGAAGGUAUAGAAUCUAUUAAAAGAAAUGAAGUUGCUGUUUUAUUUUUAGCAGGUGGUUUAGGUUCAAGGCUUGGAUUGAAUAAGGUAAAAGGGUUGAUAGAAGUUACUCCUUUAUUAAAUAAAACAUUUUUUCAAUUUUAUUUUGAGAAGAUUAAAUUUUUAGAGGAAUAUUGUUCUUUAUCUGAUUCGUUGGUGGCAUCUAAUAAUUUACAACAUGCGUAUAAGUACUGCCAGUGUAAAAUUCAUAGCAAUGCGCACAGUAACAAAAAUAAUAGCAAUCAUGAUGCCAUUUAUGCCAGUUACAAUGGUAUCACCAAGUGUGUACCUUGCUUGAAAGCUUUUUUUUUAGAAGAUAAAAAAGGGGAAACAAAAAUAAUGAAUUCAAAUGAAGUAAAAGCACAAAAAAAGAAUGUUACAAUUUAUACAUACAUUAUGACAUCUAACUAUACGCACGAUAUAACAGUUAAAUACUUAGAAGAGAAUAACUUCUUUAAUUUAAAAAAAGAAAAUAUAAAAUUCUUUAAACAGUGUGAUAAUUAUAGUACAGAUAUAAAUUUUAAUAUACUUUUAGCAAACCCCAAUGAGCUAUUAACAGUCCCAAGUGGCAAUGGAUCUAUAUUUAAAGCACUGGAUAAAAAUUGCAUAAUAGACGAUAUGAUAAAAAAUAAUAUAAAGUAUGUUCAAAUUGUAAGUAUUGAUAAUGUGUUAAAUAAAAUAGCGGAUCCUGUAUUAGUUGGUUUCUGCUCGUUUUUUAAAUGUGAUAUUGCUAAUAAAGCGGUUAAAAAAAAAGAGCAUGAAUCAAUGGGUAUAUUUUGCACAAAGGAGAAAAUAAAAAAAAAAAAAAAAAAAAAAUCAUGUGAUACAUAUAAUAACACAUUUUCUGUAUGUGAAUAUACAGAAUUAAGUGAUUAUUUGUUAAAUAAUUCAGAAUUAUUUCAAUAUGGAAAUAUGUGUCAUCAUAUAUUUUCACUCGACUUCUUACAACACAUUGUUCAGAAUAAAAUAUACGAAAAAAUGAAAUUACAUAAAAUAUUGAGGAAGAAACAAUUUUACGAUUUUACUGUAAACAAUAAAGAAAAAAGCGCAUUUAUUACGUCCAAUGUGUACUGCUAUGAGUAUUUUAUUUUCGAUGUUUUUAAAUAUGCCAGGAAAAUUUUAUCAUUUGAAAUUUCUCGCCAAGACGAAUUUAGUCCAAUAAAAAAAAAGAUAAAUAAGAGUAAUAACAACAGUGAUGGUAAUAAUAGUGGUACUAAUGAUGGCACUAAUAUAGAAAGUAAUAAUGGUAGUAAUAAUGAUUGUGGAGACGAUAUAAUGAGCGCACAAAAAAAUUUAAGUAAUUUACACAAAUCUUGGCUUUUAAAUAAAAAUUACAAUAUAAUUGACAACUCCGAAAACGCACUUAACUUUUGUGAAAUAUCUCCUCUUGUGUCUUAUGAUGGAACAUUUUUUUUUAAUUUACCUGAACAAAAAAAUAUAUAUUUGCCAUAUACUCUUAAUAGGCAUCCUACCUGA
Molecule: messenger RNA, 1815 nt
Organism: Plasmodium malariae
Lineage: Eukaryota; Apicomplexa; Aconoidasida; Haemosporida; Plasmodiidae
Product: UDP-N-acetylglucosamine pyrophosphorylase, putative
Exons: 1
Coding region: 1-1815 (604 amino acids)
Biological process (GO): UDP-N-acetylglucosamine biosynthetic process
Molecular function (GO): UDP-N-acetylglucosamine diphosphorylase activity
Source: RefSeq, a predicted model, not a curated record